Molecule: messenger RNA, 1875 nt
Organism: Trichosurus vulpecula (common brushtail)
Lineage: Eukaryota; Metazoa; Chordata; Mammalia; Diprotodontia; Phalangeridae
Gene: WSCD1
Product: WSC domain containing 1
Exons: 8
Coding region: 1-1749 (582 amino acids)
Molecular function (GO): sulfotransferase activity
Source: RefSeq, a predicted model, not a curated record
AUGGCCAAACCGUUCUUCAGACUCCAGAAGCUUCUUCGGCGCACACAGUUCCUCCUCUUUGUGGUCACAGCUGCCUAUCUGAUGGCUGGAAGCCUCCUGCUUCUCCAGCGGUCUCACCUGGCCAUGAUGCCCCAGGGGCCACGGCCAGCCCCUAACCCGCUACAGGCUCUGCCCGUGGCUGCCGUGGCCCUGGGUGUCGGCCUCCUGGAUGGCAACUCCAGCCCCCGAGAAGGCCACAAGCUCCUCCUGGGCGUGGACAUGCUUCGACGGCCACCCAGGGCUGAGCCAAGACUCGGGCCCCGCUGGCUUAUGGCCCGCAACUCAGAGCUCCGGCAGCUGAGAAGGCACAGAUUUCGUCAUUUUGUGAGUGACCAGGAAGGACCACAGGGCCCAGGGCCCCAGUCGGGGGACCCCAAGGUCCUGAAAGAGGCCUCUGAGAGCCAAGGCUCCUACAUGGGCUGCUUCAUUGACAGUGCCCAGGACAGGACUCUGAAGGGAGCUGUGUUUUAUGACCUGAGGAAGAUGACAGUGGCGAACUGCCAGGAAGCCUGUGCUGAGCGGUCCUACACCUAUGCCGGCCUCCAGUAUGGUGCUGAGUGUUACUGCGGGAACAGGCUGCCCAAGCGGAGCUCCAAGGCAGAGGAGUGCAACCGGGAAUGUCGGGGGGAGAAGGGUUCUGUCUGCGGGGGCCUCAACCGGCUCUCUGUCUACCAUGUCGGGGGGCUUUCACUCAGCUCCUCCAAACGAAGGACUGUCACCUACCGGGGAUGUUUCCGAGUACCCAGGAACCUCACUGAUGCUCUGGCCAACUCCUUAACUCAGCCCAACCUGACUGUGGAGAUGUGCUCACAGCUCUGCUCCAGGAAAGAGUUCCCACUGGCGGUCAUCAGAGGCCCUGAGUGCUUUUGUGGCUAUCCCACCCCGAAGUUCAGCCUGCAUGAUGCGGUGGACAGCUCCCUCUGUACCUGGGGCCCCGAGACCCCAGGCUGGGGGGAUUACUGUGUGGUCUACCAGACACCCAUCCAAGACACACGGUGCACUGACAGACGCUUCUUGCCCACCAAAGCGAAGGUCUUUGUGGCGCUGUCCAGCUUCCCAGGUGCUGGCAACACGUGGGCCCGCCACCUUAUCGAGCACGCCACUGGCUUCUACACGGGCAGCUAUUACUUUGAUGGUGCACUCUAUAAUAAAGGGUUUAAGGGGGAGAAAGACCAUUGGAGGAGCAGAAGGACCAUCUGUGUGAAAACCCAUGAAAGUGGAAAGAGAGAGAUCGAGAUGUUCGAUGCCGCCAUCCUACUCAUACGGAACCCGUACAGGUCGCUCAUGGCAGAAUUCAACCGGAAGUGUGCUGGGCACUUGGGAUAUGCCACAGAUAGGAACUGGAAGAGUCAAGAGUGGCCUGACUUUGUCAAUAGCUAUGCCUCCUGGUGGUCAUCCCAUGUCCUGGACUGGCUCAAGUAUGGCAAACGGCUCUUGGUCAUCCACUAUGAGGACCUGCGCCGGAGCCUCCUCCCCAAGCUGAGGGAGAUGGUGACUUUCCUGAAUGUGUCAGUAACAGAGGAGAGACUUCUGUGUGUAGAGGGCAACAGGGAAGGGAGCUUUCGGAGGCUUGGUGGGCAGCCCAGAGAGCCCGAGCAAGCCUUCACCGCCGAGAUGAAGGCACUCAUCGAUGGCUACAUCCGGACCGUGGACCAGGCCCUGAGGGAGAGGAACUGGACUGGCCUGCCCAGCGAGUACGUGCCCAGAUGAUGGGGCCCUGGCAUGCGGCCCCGGGACUGUCCUGAUCCCAUUGGUCUGAUACUUAAUGUGCAGAAACACACAGGACCACACUCGUACCCACUCACACCCACGCAUAUGCUUACACACUCACACACA